AUGAUUCAUUUCACACCAAAGUUUUACCUGAUUGGUAGAGUCACGCACACCGGUACACAACGUGACGGUACACCUUUCUCGCAGGUAUGGAAAACAAUAGACUCUCUUGGGUCAGGAACAUACGGGGACGUAGUCCUCCAGGAACUACAAGGCAGCCCAGGAGGCGGAUGCCUCCAUGCAGUCAAGUCGAUUACCAAAAAGGCUCACAAGAAUAACAAAAAGAUCCUGACGAAUGAGUUGAAGGCACUGAUCGCCGUGAAGAAGCACCCGACCAAGGUUGUCACUUUCCACGGAUGGUACCAGGACUCUCAGCAGACCAUGUUCAUCGCCAUGGAAUAUGUCUCUGGUGGCAGUCUGGAAAGGUACAUGAGAAAGCUAAAGAGAGUUGAGAACAUCCUCAUCUCGUCCACCUCUCCACUACUUGUCAAGAUUUGCGACUUCGGCAUUGCAAAGUCAGCGGACAUCGAUGCCAGUGGCUUGAAGACCUAA
This is a messenger RNA of Morchella sextelata, 489 nucleotides long. RefSeq lists its product as uncharacterized. NCBI's taxonomy places the organism in Eukaryota, Fungi, Ascomycota, Pezizomycetes, Pezizales, Morchellaceae. Gene Ontology annotation, cellular component: cytoplasm. The transcript is spliced from 4 exons. The record is from RefSeq and is a predicted model, not a curated record. The coding region runs from base 1 to 489 and encodes 162 amino acids. Gene Ontology annotation, molecular function: ATP binding; protein serine/threonine kinase activity. Gene Ontology annotation, biological process: peptidyl-serine phosphorylation; autophagy.